Molecule: messenger RNA, 3408 nt
Organism: Sardina pilchardus (European sardine)
Lineage: Eukaryota; Metazoa; Chordata; Actinopteri; Clupeiformes; Clupeidae
Gene: fgd4b
Product: FYVE, RhoGEF and PH domain containing 4b
Exons: 17
Coding region: 73-2583 (836 amino acids)
Biological process (GO): cytoskeleton organization; filopodium assembly
Cellular component (GO): cytoplasm
Molecular function (GO): guanyl-nucleotide exchange factor activity; metal ion binding
Source: RefSeq, a predicted model, not a curated record
GCAAUCCAAGUAGCAAAACACUCUAAUUCGACCUGCGUAUUUUAUUGCUUAUCAGUUGUGAAUCACUUCGCAAUGUUUGACAAUAUGACGUCUGGGAAAAGUUUGCAGGAAGGGGGGGAAGAGUUCAGACGGUUGGCACUCAGGAGGCGACGAUUAAAUGGUCCCAGCAGUGGAGUCCCCUGUACCGCCGGCCCCCACAGCUGCACCCCUGGGAGCCAUGGAGGAUUUCUAGAUGGACUGGGGACCCUCACCAGUGGCCACCCGCAGCUCACAGCACAAGUGCCAUCAUCGCCAGUGAGGCUAAAGAGUCCUCUAAUAGACCACACCGAAUCCUGGCAGAGUGAUAAACGGAGCCCUGGCACCAAGAUGGAGGCCGAGGAAGAUAUGAACGAGGCCAGUCCUUCCAAACUCACCAAUGUGUCAGACCUCAUCAGCCGCUUUGAGGAAACCAGCCUGAACAACGCUAACGCCAAUGGCUCGUCCCUGAAGCCCAGCGAGGACGCCAGAGGUGACCCCGACUCGGAGGAGAGCCCGCAGAGGCGCUCGCAGCCAGGCACUGGCCUGUCUCAGGAUGCGCACCAGUCCCCACCCGACGACGACAACGACGACGACGACGACAACGCACUAAUGCAAGCGGAGGAGGUGAAGGAGAUGCAGGAGGAGGAGGUGGCGGCAGUGGCCGGAGAGGCCCCAGCCCUGGUGAACGGGGACGGGGAAGCGACUGAGGGCCAGAAGCAGGAGCUGAGGCCCGGCGGGGAGGAGGUGGCACCUCCAGCAGCUCCUGCUGCUCCUGCUGCAACAGACACCGACGGCUCAAAGGAGCAGCAGGCUGCCCAGCCGCAGCAGGCCUGCAGAGAGGAGCCAGCCCCCGAGAUGAAGGAAACCAGAGAGCAGAAGCUCUACAAGAUAGCCAAUGAGCUCCUGCACACAGAGAAAGCCUAUGUCACGCGGCUCCACCUGCUGGACAAGUUAUUCUGUGCUAGGCUGACUGAGGAGGCUACAAAGGGCUCAUUCCCAGUGGAGGUGGUAAAUAGCAUCUUCUCCAACGUGGGCUCCAUAUACGCCUUUCACAGCCAGUUCCUGCUGCCAGACCUGGAGAAGCGCAUGAGCCAAUGGGCUUCCACUCCACGAAUUGGCGACAUCCUUCAGCAGCACGCUCCUUUCCUGAGGAUGUACGCGGAGUACGUGAAGAACUUUGACAGCGCCAUGGAGCUCCUGAAACAGUGGACCGAGCGCUCGGCCGCAUUUCGAGCUGUUCUCCAGGAGGUGCAGGGUCUCCAGGAGUGUGGGAGUCUCACCCUGCAGCACCACAUGUUGGAGCCGGUUCAGAGGGUUCCACGUUACGAGAUGCUGGUGAAGGACUACCUGAAGAAACUCCCGGAAGACGACUCGGAUCGUAGAGAUGCAGAAAAAUCGCUGAACAUGAUCUCCAUGGCUGCCACUCAUUCCAACAGUGCCAUUCGAAAGCUGGAGAACCUCAAGAAGUUGUUGGAGAUCCAUGAAAUGCUGGGUGGGGAGGAGGAUAUCGUGCACGCCUCCAAUGAGCUCAUCAAGGAGGGACACAUCCUUAAGCUGGCAGCCAGGAACACCUCGGCCAUGGAGAGAUACCUUUAUCUGUUCAACAACAUGCUGCUGUAUUGCACUCCCAAGUUCAGCUUGGUGGGCCAGAAGUACACAGUCCGCACGCGAAUUGGAGUUGAUGGCAUGAAGGUCGUGGAAACCUCAAACGAGGGCCACUCUCACACUUUCCAGGUGUCCGGCAAGGAGAGGACUCUGGAGCUGCAGGCCAGGUCAGGGCAAGACAAAGAGGACUGGAUAAAGGUCCUCAAUCAGACCAUCGAGAUAUUUCAGCAGAAGAAUGAAACGCUGAAACGAGAAGCAGAUGAAGUGUCGAAAGAGGAGCUGGGGAGGCGGGCUCCACGCUGGAUCCGUGACAAUGAGGUGACCAUGUGCAUGAAAUGCAAGGAGCCCUUCAACGUUCUGACACGCAGAAGACACCACUGCCGAGCCUGUGGCUAUGUGGUUUGUGCCAAGUGCUCAGACAACAAGGCGUCUCUUGAGUACGACGGCAACAAGAUGAACAAGGUGUGUAAAGACUGCUACUUUGUCCUGACGGGCCGCAUGGAGGGAGAGGAGAAGCCCGAGUACAAGAGGAACGACAGCAAGAAAAAGGGCAUUCUGGAGAUUGAGGCCGCACAGAUUUCAAGCAACGCCCUGUUAUGUGGCUUCCUGCAUCACAGUGAGAAGGCCAAGCCCUGGCAGCGGGUGUGGUGCAUUAUCCCCAAGAAAGAGGCGCUGGUGCUCUACCUGUAUGGAGCCCCUCAGGACGUGAAGGCCCUCUCCACCAUUCCUUUGGUGGGCUACAUGGUGGAGGAAAGUGCCCGUCCCGGGGACCCUCCCAGCAGCUUUCGCCUGUGCCAGUCCAAGUCCGUCCACAGCUUCGCGGCCGAGAACGAGGAGCUGAGGCAGCGCUGGCUGCAGGUGAUCCGGUUGGCAGUAAAGGGGGAGGUACCCGAGAGCCCCCUCAACAGCCCUGUUACGCCCAACGGUGGCAUGGAGCUAGCCUAUGACUGCUCUGAAUAGACUGCGCAAUGGCAGUGGCACACUGUGGCAGUCUCAAUUUGCUGUGGAUAGACAACGCCACUGAGAUGUGAAUAGAGCAUGCAGUGCUGUAGCAGACCAGCUACGGCUUGGCAUGUUGUGCACCAGCUCACACUGAUGGGAUGAGUAAGGUAUCUCAGACAGAAAGGACCGUGGUAUCUAUGUGUGCGCACCAACCCACAGAAAAACACGAUCACCCACACUCACACAGAUAUACUCACGGUUGCCCAAAGUAACUGUGAUGGCAUACAGUACAUUACAUACACACACACUCUCUCUCACAUACACACACACACACACACGCACACACACAUAGAGGAAGACACUGCAAGAUGUCGAGCUUGAGAAAUGCAGAUCUCAACUGCCUGUGUGAAACGUUGAAAAACUCAAUGUCUUGGCUUCAGGCUUCUACUGUGAUCCAAAUGGAAACUAUGUCAAUCCUGCGGCAAAGGUCUUUUAAACCAACUUUGUUAAAGGGCUCUCCGUUUGAGAACAAGGCCAGCAGGGGCAAAGCACUGCAGUGACAACUGGGCAUUUAGUGUCACAGGAUGCACUUGUUGUCUGUUACACAAUGCUACUAGGACACUGAUGAGAGAAGUAAGUUGCUGUUUCCACUCUUUCUAAUUUGACACCUCAAUGCCACUUCCUCAAAUGUUUUAAUGGCGAUGUUCAUUCAUUACUUGUAUCUCGCAACUUUUUUCUAUCUGAUUGUUAAUACAAAUUUAACCAAAUGUAUAAUAUAUGCUCUGUAAUAUAUGCUAUUUUAGAGGUUGUCAGUAAUUUGAAUAAAAGUUUGUUCUAAUUUUG